AUGGUUGACACUGGUGCCACUGAUACGCCAGCACAGGCAUCUUCUGAGCUCCGCUCGGGCCAUCUGGUUGAAGUCAAUGGCUUGGCGUCGGAGAGUGGGAAGCUGCUCAACGGCCAGCGCGGCCUGCUGUGCGACUUCCAGGCGACCGGGCGCUGGCAGGUGCGAAUCGGCGAGAAGCUGGUGAGCCUGAAGCCCGUCAAUUUGAAGAAGGCGGAGCUCUUUGUUUCAAUGCCUGCAGCGGCUGACGGUGUUGGUGCUGACGCUGCUCCCUCUGCACCGGCACAACCUGCACAGCCUGCACAGCCUGAGCAGCCUGAGCAGCCUUCGCAGUCGGAGAGGCGGAGCCGGAGCCGGAGCAGCAGCAGCUCAAGCAGCAGCUCCUCAUCUUCUCGGUCCAAAGUGAGGGAAGAGCAGGAGGACAGUGCUCCGUUGAAAACCGGGGAAGAGGUGGAGAUCUUCGGGCUGAGCUCGGACGCUGGCAAACCUUUGAAUGGCCAGAAGGGCGUGGUGACCGAAUUCUGCGUCGAGAAGGACCGCUGGGAGGUAAUGUUGUCCUUGGAGAAGGUCGUGAGCCUCCGACCUCGGAACUUACGGCGCACCAAGCCUCUGCCGGGGGCGGUGCCUGGGCGGCCUAUCAGAAGCCCAAAGAGGGAAGGGUCUUUGGCGUCGCUGCUGGGCAUGGGAAAGCCCGAGCCGGAGAACCCCGAGGCAAAGUCUGCGCAGUGGCAGUCUGUGUGGGCGCGGACCUCUGCUGAGGUCCGUGACUCCGCACCUGCCACCGCUGCGGCGUUGAGUGUGGAGCAGCUGUCGUACCUGCAAUGCUUCCAGUCCGAAGAGGAGAAGACGGAGCUCAAGCGGCGGCGGCGUGAGAUGAAGAUCCGUCGGGAGCUGGUGAUGCAAGGUAUCACAGACGAGGAGAUGGUUGUGGAGGUCAUCCGCCAGCGUGAAGAAGAGCGCAGGCAGGCCAUCCUCUUCCGCGGAGAGGCCGGGUCUGAGGGCAGGCCUGACAGAACUUUGCGGGGAUGGCCAACACGGGAUGGCCAUCCUGGCCCCGUGUUUUGGUUGCCAGUGCAGAUUUAG
This is a messenger RNA of Effrenium voratum, 1080 nucleotides long. The record is from the annotation of a GenBank genome assembly. NCBI's taxonomy places the organism in Eukaryota, Dinophyceae, Suessiales, Symbiodiniaceae.